Messenger RNA from Abrus precatorius (Indian licorice), 639 nucleotides. RefSeq lists its product as uncharacterized. The transcript has 6 exons. Bases 1 to 639 code for a protein of 212 amino acids. The record is from RefSeq and is a predicted model, not a curated record. NCBI's taxonomy places the organism in Eukaryota, Viridiplantae, Streptophyta, Magnoliopsida, Fabales, Fabaceae.
AUGGUUGUUUCAGGAACUUUAGGUAUAUCAAAUGCUUAUAAUGGGACAAAGUUAUAUAUCAAGCAUAACAUAAAAGAGGUUAUUGAUUACAAGAAUAAGAUAAAUAUGAAUGAUGCAGGUAUAAGUCGAGUAUUAAGUCAGAUGUUUGGGUACUCAAUGGAAGGUGAUUUGCUCCAAGCUCAAAGCAUGACCAUACAUGAAAUAAUUGAGACAAAUUAUGCAAAUGUGAGUAGUGGAUUUCCUCUUGAGAUUGAUACAAUGUUAUUCAAGUUCUUUCUAUUCAAAGUUGAAAUUACUCAAGCAAAUUUAGAUGCCAAUUGGGUUUCAUACAAUGUUAAGAGACUUGCUAAUAGUGUUGAUCUAAUUAACCAGUUUAAGUCAUUGCACGGUAUUAAGUGGAACGAUGAUGAAGUAGAAGGAGAUUCAGAUGACACUUUGUCAACUCAAAAUGCUGACAGUUUGAAGACUUUGAAUGAAGGUGCUUACUUAACCAUGAGCAAUGUUGAAGAUGAGCAAAUAAUUGAUAUUACUAAAGAUUCCCAUAUAGUUUAUGUGGAAGUAGCUCCGAGUGUCAAGCAACCCUGCAAGAUGGUAAUGAAUGAAGAUGAAAUGAGUUCAUCAGUUGUUGAGGAGUCAUAA